This is a messenger RNA of Dioscorea cayenensis subsp. rotundata (Guinea yam), 3692 nucleotides long. RefSeq names its product ETO1-like protein 1. The transcript is spliced from 6 exons. The record is from RefSeq and is a predicted model, not a curated record. Bases 713 to 3370 code for a protein of 885 amino acids. Gene Ontology annotation, molecular function: protein binding. Lineage: Eukaryota; Viridiplantae; Streptophyta; Magnoliopsida; Dioscoreales; Dioscoreaceae. Gene Ontology annotation, biological process: negative regulation of ethylene-activated signaling pathway.
AUUCUAAAUUUCCAUAACUUCCCAUCAGCUAAAAACCUGAGAGCCGCACCCAAGAGCAGAAGCAGCAGCUCUCCUUCUCUUUUUUUUUUCUUUCUCUGGGAUUCUCUCUCCAAAUCAUUGAAGCAGAGAAAGAAAAAACGUUUCUUUACUUGAUCGUCAGAUCAGAUCAGGGAUUUAGUGAGGUUUUGAUCUCUGUUGAGUGGUUCGUCGCUGUUUCUCUUCUGAUCUCUUAAAUGUGGGGCUGAAGAAAAGGGUGAUGUGGGCUUGUGGGGUUGUGCCCUCUCUGUUUGCUUCUGGUCUUGAGAUUUUCAGCUCUAUCUCCCGGAAAUCUCAUCUGGUCUUUUGGAUUGCACGCUGAAAAGGACCACUCUCUCAUCAAACAGCCAUCUUUGGUUUUCUUCCACGGUUGUUGUUGAUUCUGCUGUUCCAGAGCCUUGGGUUGAGGAAAGGUGGCAUCUUUGUUGUUCUCUUCUGUGAAAGUGUUUUGAGAGGAAGAGCUAGCGUGGUCAUUCGCUGCUUUUAAUCCUGGUCUGGGCUUUGGGAGGAAAAGCUAUUUAUUGGGUGUUGUGGUUUCCUGUCAUAAAGGAGUCUCCUUUCUUUGCUUUUUUGGGUUAGGUUUUGUAGAUCUUUGUAUCUCUCCAUUUGAGCUAUAGGAGGGACACCCAAAUUGGAGAUUGUGGAGAUUCGAGAGUUCUUGUCUUUGUUUAAUUCUAUGAGGAACAUCUUUCAGUCUGAUUCUUGCAAAGAGACCCAGCUCCAUGCGCUUAAUCCUCAGUCAUGGCUACAGGUGGAAAGAGGAAAGCUCUCCAAGGUCGCUUCUCACGCCUCUUCAUCCAUUGAAUCACUUAUUAAGGUAGUGGAACCUGCGGUGCUUCCGCUGUAUAAGCCUAUUGAUUAUGUGGAGGUUUUAGCUCAGAUCCAUGAAGAGCUGGAGACAGGACUGCUCAGUGAAAGGUCCAAUUUGUAUUUGCUCCAGUUCCAGGUCUUUCGGGGUCUUGGGGAGUCCAAAUUGUUGCAGAGGAGCCUUCAUUCUGCUUGGCAGAGUGCGACCACUGUUUAUGAGGAACUUGUUUUUGGAGCUUGGUUGAAAUAUGAGAAGCAAGGAGAGGAGCUUAUAUCGGAUCUCCUUGCUUCUUGUGGCAAGUGCUCACAAGAAUUCUGGCGGAUAGAUAUUGCUUCCCGCUUUCCCAUUCAGACUGUGGAAGUUGUAGGUACAUAUAAUUCUAACUUAUCAAAUGGCUCAGCUACUGUCUUCUUCCAAAUCGGAAGAGAAAAGAUUUCUUGUGACAGGCAGAAGAUUGCCUCUUUGUCAAUUCCAUUCCACACAAUGCUCAAUGGCUGCUUCACCGAGUCACUCCGUGAGGUUAUUGAUUUAUCUGAGAAUGGGAUAUCACCUAAUAGUAUGAGAGCAGUUAGUGAUUUCAGUUAUACAGGUCAAUUAUGUGAUUUAUCUUUGGAUGUCUUAUUGGAAAUCUUGAUAUUUGCAAACAAAUUUUGCUGUGAAAAGCUUAAAGAUGCCUGUGACCGAAAGCUGGCAUCUUUGGUUUCUUCAAGGCAAGAUGCUAUAGAGCUUAUGGACUGUGCAUUAGAAGAAAAUUCACCUGUUCUGGCAGUCUCCUGUUUACAGGUGUUCUUAAGGGAACUUCCUGAAUGUUUGAAUGAUGAACUAGUGGUUAAGAUCUUUUCUAAUGCUACUAAGCAGCAGAGGUUGAUCAUGGUUGGUCAAGCCUCAUUCUCACUCUACUGUUUGCUAAGUGAAGUUGCCAUGAGCAUAGAUCCUAGAUCAGACGUGACAGCAUGCUUUUUAGAGAAAUUAGUAGAGUCAGCAAUAACUGAUAGGCAGAAGCAGAUUGCUUAUCAUCAGCUGGGAUGUGUGAGGCUUUUGAGAAAGGAAUACAGUGAAGCUGAGUGCCAUUUUAAUGCUGCAUUUACCACUGGCCAUGUAUAUUCUGUUUCUGGAUUGGCCAGAGUGGCUCGUUUCAAGGGCAAUAAGCGUCAAUCUUAUGAAAAGCUCAGCUCAGUGAUAUUAUCCUAUCAACCCCUUGGGUGGAUGUAUCAGGAGAGAUCAUUGUAUGCUGAUGGAGAUAGCAGGUGGGAAGAUCUUGAUAAGGCAACGGAAUUGGACCCGACUCUGAUUUACCCUUACAUGUAUAGAGCAGCAUCACUCAUGAGAAAGGAUGAUGUGAAACUUGCUCUAGCCGAGAUAAACCGUGUUCUGGGUUUUAAGCUGGCUUUAGAAUGUCUAGAACUCCGGUUUUGUUUUUACCUAUUACUGGAAGAUUAUAAGUCCGCACUUUGUGAUGUCCAAGCAAUUCUUACCUUGUCUCCUGAGUAUCGAAUGUUUGAAGGGCGUGUAGCAGCUUCUCAAUUGCGUACGCUUGUACGGGAGCAUGUAGAACAGUGGACAACUGCUGACUGUUGGCUGCAAUUGUAUGAUCGGUGGUCCUCAGUUGAUGAUAUUGGUUCGCUUUCAGUUAUUUAUCAGAUGCUCGAGUCUGAUGCUGCCAAAGGGGUGCUGUACUUCAGACAAUCUUUGCUUCUUCUCAGAUUAAACUGCCCUGAAGCCGCAAUGCGCAGUCUGCAACUCGCACGCCAACAUGCAGGAAGUGAGAAUGAACGUCUUGUAUAUGAGGGUUGGAUUCUGUAUGAUACAGGUCACUGUGAGGAAGGUUUACGGAAAGCUGAGGAAUCAAUCACUCUUCAGAGGUCAUUUGAGGCAUUCUUUUUGAAAGCCUAUGCCUUAGCAGAUUCAGGGCCGGAUCCCUCUUGCUCGGCGACUGUUGUUUCGCUUCUUCAGGAAGCAUUACAGUGCCCUUCUGACAGGCUUCGAAAGGGUCAGGCUCUAAACAACCUUGGUAGCGUAUAUGUUGACUGUGGGAAGCUGGAGUUGGCAGCUGACUGUUACAUUAGUGCCCUCAAAAUUCGGCAUACUCGAGCUCAUCAGGGGCUCGCCCGGGUCCAUUUCCUAAAGAAUGAGAGGAACGCAGCGUAUGAGGAAAUGACGAAAUUAAUAGAGAAAGCCAGGAACAACGCAUCAGCAUAUGAGAAGAGAUCUGAAUAUUGUGAUCGUGACCUAUCGAAAGAAGACUUGCAGAUGGUGACCCAAUUAGAUCCUCUACGAGUCUACCCUUAUCGUUACCGUGCUGCAGUGUUGAUGGAUAGCCACAAGGAGAAAGAGGCGAUAGCCGAGUUAACCAGAGCCAUUGCAUUUAAAGCUGACUUACACCUCUUGCACCUUCGAGCCGCCUUCCAUGAGCACAUUGGAGAUGUCUCAAGUGCUCUCAGAGACUGCCGGGCCGCCCUCUCCCUAGACCCGAACCACCAAGAGAUGCUGGAGCUCCACCGGCGCGUCUACAGCCAAGAACCAUGAUUGGAAACCAUGGUUUCAUGUUGUAUGCUACACAACCAGAUCCAUGCAGCUGCCUUCAUUUAGACUGUCUUGGUUCUGUAUUCUUUCAUGUUUAUCUCCCUUUUUUUUAUUUUUACUUUUCUUCAUUGUAAUUUAUGUCUUAAAUUUACAGUCCAGUUCUUAGUGUAUGGUUCAAUCAAUCAUCAAAGUCAUGUUUAGAAAUUUUGAUUGUGAAGAAAAUGAAAUUGGCAAGGUAAAUUGCUUGAUGGAAGUCAUGGAACUUUGUUGAACAAGACUAUUGAUUGAGUCCAUCCUUCCAUGGAAAAGAUUACCUAUUUUGACA